UCUCUUUCUUAUCUCUAUUUUCAUCUCUCUCAUCAAUCACAAUCAUCAACACAGUUUCUUCGCUGAUAAAGAGCGAACCGCAGCGACGACCACCGUCUCUGAAGCGGCUCAGCCGACAACACCACCACCACCACAUCGUCUCAUUUGCCGAUAAGACAACACAAAACGCCGAUAUUUUGGUUAAUGGCGACGCAAUUUGUCUUCUUACACAAAUCGCUUUCUUAGGAUUUCGAGGAUUCAUAUCUUGCUGGAAAUCGGUUGGGACGAGAAUUGGGCUAGGUUUUCGAUUCUUUUAGCAGAGCUGUGAUUUAGGAUUCGUAUUUGGUUUGAUUUUUGAUACGAGGAAGAUAGGUUUGGCUUAGAGGAUAAUGUGUAUACUGUGCGUCAUUCAGAAGUGGUCUCGACGGGUUGCUACCAUGCUUCCAUGGUUAGUAAUUCCACUGAUUGGACUAUGGGCUUUAUCUCAGCUUUUGCCGCCAGCUUUCCGGUUUGAAAUCACCUCACCGAGGUUGGCGUGCGUGUUUGUGCUUUUGGUUACCCUCUUUUGGUAUGAAAUUUUGAUGCCGCAGUUAUCAGCUUGGCGGGCUCAGAGGAAUGCUCGGCUUAGAGAGAGAAAGCGGUUUGAGAUGAUUGAAAUGCAGAAGCUUCGGAAGACUGCUACACGCAGGUGCCGGAAUUGUUUGACUCCAUAUCGAGAUCAGAAUCCCGGUGGGGGCCGGUUUAUGUGUUCGUACUGUGGGCAUAUAUCAAAGAGACCUGUUUUGGACUUGCCAGUCCAGGGGCUUUCAAAUUCUGGAAUUUUGAAGGAUUUGGUUGGCAAAGGUGGGAAAAUAUUCAAUGGUAAGGUGUGGGCUGAAAAUGGUUGGAUGUGUGGUCAAGAUUGGCUAGACAAUGGUAAUUGGGUUGGUGGAUCUUUUUCUGAGAAGUCUGCUUAUUGGAAGAAUAAUGGGGGUGGGGUUUUUGGAAGUGAUGACCAUUGUAUGGCAGAGAAAUCUUAUUCCGGUGUUGUUAUUUUGGCCUGCAAGAUAUUGACUACUUUCUUCUUGAGUAUCAGAUGGCUGUGGAGAAAGAUUAUGAGGGUUAGUUCCUCUGGAGAUGAUGCUUCAUCAAACUCAGAGCACAAGGGGAUAUUGGCUAAAAGAGGUGAGAAUGGAACAAAUUAUCAAGAGAGUAGAGGUGAAAAAGCUCGUAGAAAAGCUGAAGAGAAGAGACAGGCUAGAUUAGAGAGGGAACAAUUGGAAGAGGAGGAGAGGAAGCAAAGGGAGGAGGUUGCUAGGUUGGUGGAGGAGCGUAGGAGAAUGAGAGAUGAGAAGAUGGAGGCUGAGAAAGAUCGCUGCAAAGGUUCAGCUACUGCAAGGGAAAAAGAUAGUAGGAAGGUUGCAGGAAAAAAGCGUCAGGAGAGAAGGAAGGAAAAAGACAAGGGCUCUAGUAAAAGCAACUCUGAUGCUGAGGAACUGGAAAAGAGAGUUGGUAAGGGAAGUGAAGGGAAGCGGGAUUUUGACAAGAAAAGUGAGACUGAUCGACGGGAAUCUCACAAAUCUGGGGUAGAAAGCUCCAGGGCCCAUAGCACAGAUACGGGACAUGGGUUUAAGGGUGCCACUGUAAACAAUAAUUUCCGGGGAAAUGCUGGAUCUAGAUACCUGGAUCAUAUGAGGGGUACUUUUCUUUCAUCUUCUAGAGCAUUUAGUGGAGGUAGUUUCUUUGGAAAGGGUUCUAAUACUUCUGCUAUUGCUUCAAGAGAAAACAAGCCUAAUGGUUCUAUAGAUCAUGUUCAAAAUUCUGUCAAAGGGAAAGAUUUAUCGAAACCUGGGCUUCUAUAUGGGAAAUCAAAUAUAAAUGGAGAUGAAAGGAGCUUCAGCCGUCCUGUUCUUGUUGAACCACAACCAGCAACAAUCCCUAAAAAAUCAUGGCAACAGUUAUUUACCCGUUCACCAGCUGUUACUCCACCGUCUAAUUCGAAUGUCAUAAGUAGACCAAAUGGGAAAUUACAAGCAGAAGUUCGAAGUCCUCCAUCUCAUGGCCACUCAUCAUUAACACAACCAUAUGAUAACCCUAUUAAUUUUGGAUUCCCAUCGCCAUUUACUUUACCUACUUCCACUUAUUUAUCAAUGAAUAGUAGUACUGUUAUUCCAUUAGCAUCUGAAGCCAUGUUUCCUCGCAUUGGAGAUGCACCUCGUGAACUUUUACCAGAAGAGUCGGACAUUUUUGAAGACCCUUGUUAUGUUCCUGACCCAGUUUCCCUUCUUGGUCCUGUUUCAGAGUCACUAGAUAACUUUCAGUUAGACUUGGGUGCUGGCUUUGUCACGGACAUGGAAUUUGAAAAGCCUCAUGCUUUAAAGAAUAUAUCUACAUCUUCUGAGGUCAGCAGACCAUCACCAAUUGAGUCUCCAAUGACGCGAUCACGAGUCUCUGAUGAAAGGAAUUCUAGUUCUAAUCGAUUCCCAGGUACUCCUAAGGCCCAGGAUAAGCACACUUCAAUGGAUUUCAGUAAUACAGAUGAGAGCGGGACGUGGCAGAUGUGGAACACUUCUCCUCUCGGUCAGGAUGGCCUUGGGUUGGUUGGUGGCCCAGGUAGCUGGUUUUUAUCUCAAGAAUUGAACAGAUCAAACAGGGAAGAUGUUGUGCAUCCUAUAGCUCCCAAAACUAUGGCGUCACUGUUUACAAGAGAUGAUAAACCCGUGUCUUGCACUCAUUCUCCUCACAAUGUUUUUCUUGGCAAUUGCCAAAAUGGCGGGACCUUUCAUACUCCUGUUCCUGGUUCUGGUGAUGAUCCAUGGUUAUCAAAACCCUCAUUUGGACCAAUGACAGGCAGUGAAAAUCAUUUCUCUCUUAAUUCUUCGGAAGAAACUUCUCAUAAGAAUGGGUUGAUCUAUGGGAGCCCCAGUGGAUCUGCACAUAAUCAUCCAUUUGAGUUGUCUCCAGCCAAUUCUUGGGCCAAAAAGGAGUGGGCUGUACAGGGUUCAGGGGAAGGCGUCGGGAGCGGGAGCUCAUCAAUCACAAGGCCUCAUGGUGGCCUAUAUUCAACCCCAGAUGUACAGUUACUUUGGUCGUACAAUUGAAAAAGAGAGUAGAGUAUGAUGACUUGAAAAAAAAUACACCUGUUUUGGAGGGGAAAAUAGCCUCUUUUGGAAGACAGUUUAGAAUACGAGACGCAAUGUAUCUUCCUUGUCUUCUUCAUAAGGGAGAUUUACUUACAUUAGCAAUUUAUAGGAAAUACAGGCCUCAUGCGUGUGCUAGCUCAUCAGGUAACAUUCAAGUAUCACUAGUUGUUUAUAGUUUCUGGUCCGUGAGGGAGGGGAUGUUCCCUAUUUAGAGAGGAAAACUUUUAUCUUUGCAGAAUGCAGCAAACUCUCUUUGUUGCAGACUUGUUGAAAUGCUCUGUUAAAAUGGAUGGUUAAUGAUACUAACACAAUUGGGAGGCAUUUCUAUUUCUCA
This is a messenger RNA of Cornus florida, 3435 nucleotides long. RefSeq lists its product as uncharacterized. Lineage: Eukaryota; Viridiplantae; Streptophyta; Magnoliopsida; Cornales; Cornaceae. The transcript has 4 exons. The record is from RefSeq and is a predicted model, not a curated record. Bases 369 to 3059 code for a protein of 896 amino acids.